Oreochromis aureus is the source of this 1631-nucleotide messenger RNA. Its product is annotated as nuclear factor 7, brain-like. NCBI's taxonomy places the organism in Eukaryota, Metazoa, Chordata, Actinopteri, Cichliformes, Cichlidae. The coding region runs from base 81 to 1433 and encodes 450 amino acids. The record is from RefSeq and is a predicted model, not a curated record. Gene Ontology annotation, molecular function: protein binding. The transcript has 2 exons.
CGGACAGACUGAGCUUCAGCCCAGCUGCUGCACAGAGACAGCUGCUGACGCUCCGCACCGAAGCCUCACUCGGAGACUCCAUGGCUUCCAGAUCAGAGGAGGAUCUGUGCUGUCCGGUCUGUCAUGACAUCUUCAGAGAUCCCGUUCUUCUGUCCUGCAGCCACAGCUUCUGUAGGGACUGUCUGAGGAGAUGGUGGAGAGAGAAGCCAACACACGAGUGUCCAAUGUGUCAGAAAAGAUCUUCGAGGGUGGAUCCACCGGUUAGUCUGGUGCUGAAGAACCUGUGUGAGUCGUUUGUAGAGAGGAGAGAUCAGAGAGCUUCAGAGGAUCUCUGCAGUCUGCACUCUGAGAAACUCAGUCUGGACAACAAGCAGACGAAGCACAGCGACCACACGUUCAAGCCCAUCGAUAAAGCUGCACAACAACACAAGAACGACCUUCAGGAAACUCUGGAAGCUUUAAAGCAGAAGUUAAAGGUCUGUGAAGAAGUCCAAAUGAAGUUUGAUCAAACAGCAGAACACAUUAAGGCCCAGGCCCGACGCACAGAGAGGAAGAUUAGGGAGCAGUUUAAGAAGCUUCACCAGUUUCUAGCAGAGGAAGAGGAGGCCAGGCUGACCGUGCUGUGGGAGGAAGAGGAGCAGAAGAGCUGGAUGAUGAAGGAGAAGAUGGAGGCUGUGAGCAGAGAGAUAGCAGCUCUUUCAGACACAGUCAGGGCCACAGAGGAGGAGCUGAGAGCUGAAGACGUCUCAUUCCUGCACAACUACAAGGCUGCGGUGGAAAGAGCCCAGCGCUGCCCCCUGCUGGAUGAUCCACAGCUGCCCUCGGGAGCUCUGAUAGACCAGGCCAAACACCUGGGCAACCUGACCUUCAGCAUCUGGAACAACAUGAAGUAUAUGGUCUCCUACACUCCUCUGAUUCUGGACCCAAACACUGCAAACCCAGAACUGACCCUGUCUGAGGAUCUGAGCAGCGUGAGGGUGGGUGGGCUGCAGCAGCUCCCUGAUAAUCCAGAGAGGUUUGAUCAUCUCUGCUUUGUGCUGAGCUCUCAGGGCUUUACCUCAGGGGCCCACAGCUGGGUUGUGGAGGUUGGAGACAGCGGACACUGGGGACUGGGCGUGUUAGCGGAGUCCGUCCGGAGGAAGGGACCCAUACGCUCUGGAUUUGGUGGAAUAGGAUUCAAUCAAGGUGAAUACUCAGCUCGCUCGGGAUCUGCUCCCCCCACCAUCCUCCAGCUGCAGAAGAAGCUCCAGAGGAUCCGAGUGGGUCUGGACUGGGACGGAGGACAGCUGUCGUUCUCUGACGCUGACACUGACACACACAUACACACCUUCACGCACACUUUCACCGAGAGGAUGUUUCCCUUCAUCAGCAUCGGGGAUAAACUCCCAGUGAAGACUCUGCCGGUUAAGCUGUCGGUGGAUCGGAGAUAUUAAACCAAACAGACACGUGAGCCCGUCUGAGCCCGGAGGGAGGACUGUGUGUGUGUCCCUGUUGGACAGGCUUGUUCUCAUAUGUAACUCAUGUUCCUGUGUAUAAAGGUGCGUGUGGAUCAGUAACUCGUCUGUCACUGUUCACCUGAACUAUCAGAGAUUGUCUUUCCUCUCAGCAGCAUCAGAUUCUGUCCACAGACU